Molecule: messenger RNA, 4933 nt
Organism: Mercenaria mercenaria
Lineage: Eukaryota; Metazoa; Mollusca; Bivalvia; Venerida; Veneridae
Exons: 6
Coding region: 97-825 (242 amino acids)
Source: RefSeq, a predicted model, not a curated record
UUCAGUUUGAGCAAAGUUGCGGGAGACAGGUUAGUAGAGAAUAAUCCUGCAAUAGCCGAUUUAACUGAUCGAAAUCGCCCAACCAAACUUGGUGAAAUGUACAGCGAAAUAUACGACAAUGAAUGGACAGACGCCUUUGAAGCUCUUAAAGCAGAGGGCUAUGAUGAAGAAUUUGCAAUAUGUACUCUGCAUUUGACUCUUAUAAAUGUUUUCGACUUCUGUAAGAAGACAUCUGAUAGCAUGUUACUGAAGACAGAAGAUGCUGUUAAUUUCCUUUUCAAAGAGUACAACAUACUGCAGGAAACAAUGACUGUCUCACAACACAUGAACAUGACAAAGAGAAGGGUUUCCAGCAUAAAACUUCCUACCAGUUUACAAAAUGAUAUACAAUUGCAAGAAAGAUGGAGAAGGAAAUCACCAAGGGAAGAUUUACAUGAACAAUCUGUCGGGACCUUGAGGGUUGAAAAAUCAGACGUAGUCUCGAGUCAUAUAAAGACGUUGCGAAAGGAGAUAGCGGAGUCCAUGGCCCCAGUUGUCCAGAAGGCUUACACAAGUGAUUGCUGGAUAGAUGGAGAGUUUGUUCCGGAGCUUAAACCAUUCAUAAGGAAAUGUACAUUUCUAUGUUGGAUGAUGGUUGUUCAGGCACCUUCAAUGAAUUUUCAUAUGGUUGAUGCGAACAAGGAUGUUAAUUUUGACAAGAAUAUGUAUAAAGAAUACACAUCUAGUGGACCACUAAUAAAGUUUGUUGUUUGGCCAGCUCUGUUGUUACACGAGAAUGGACCAAUGGUUGGCAAAGGUGUUGCACAGGGAUACAAUUACUCUUGAAAACUUUCAUUUCUUUAUGAAAAGAGGUACAUGUGCAAAAUUGAUUUAAAGAGAUAAGCAAGCGCAUUGCAUAGCUCUUUCUCCGUUCUUAAUCGGAAAAGGUUUAGUUUUGAUAUGUUCAUUUCGCUUUCAAGGGUAUACCUGACCCAACAUCAAGAAACAUAUUGAUUCUACCAUAACAAUUUAUAAAUGUAAAAAUAUGUACCAGAAGUGCAUACAUAAAAGUUACCGACAAAUAUUACCUUUUUAUUGAAAAAAGGAUAUCAGUGUCGAUACCAGCAUCUGUACGAAAACAUUUGACGGUAUUCAUUUUCUGUUUCUUGCCAGGCUUCAUAAAGUUAAUUUUCUAACUACUAAGUGAAUGUAAGUUUUUUAGAGUUAUAUGGCAGAUUUCUAUUUGUUUAUUUAUUUGCUGUAAUGAGUGUGUGGUAUGAAAUAAGAUUCAAACAUUUUGGAAACAAGGGAAUAAUUGUUGUAAGAAAACGAAUGGCUUAAUUAUUUAUUGUAGAUUGUCCCGCUUCCAUUAGCCUUACAUUUAGACUACUAGUUAAAGGUUUAAAAUAUUGUCCGAAGCCAAACAUCAUAAUGUUAUCUAGCUGAAGCAAGAUAUUUUCGAAAUCACUAGAAAUUUAUAUCUUAAAGACUACUAGUACUUUGCAUCUUUUAAAUAUAAUUCUAAAUCUAUUUUUAUAGCCAUAUCUGGUAAAGACUCCACAUUUGAUUUUAAUACAGAGGCAGAUAGCAAUGCAAUUUUGCUUAGUGACAAAAAUACAAAUACAGAUCUAAUUUAUCAAAAGAAGAACAAGAGGCGUAAAACAACUGAGUCAAGAUGAAACUAUUGUCAUGAAGAAAGCAGACAGAGGUUCCAGUGUCGUUAUAAUGAACAAAGAGGAUUACAUUUCUUAAGCUUAUAGACAGCUAGAUAAAUAUUAUAAGAGACAUGAUGAAAACCCACAGAAAGCGUUUAGUAAAGACAUACAUGAUACUCUUUAGAUAAUAUAAGAGAAUCAACUUUAGAAAAUCUAUGACCCUCAAGUACAGACAGAGUGCCACAAUUAUAUAAACCUAAAAUUAAUAAAAUGUUUGACCCAGAUUUACCCUUAGGUUACUCCGGGGACCUGUUAUUUCUGGUUGUGAAGCUUUAACUGAAAAUAUGUCUGCAUAUGUAGAUAGAUCUUGAAGCCAUACGUGGAAUUAUGUAAUUAUGUAAAAGACACAACAGAUUUUAUCAAAAAGUUACAAAACCUCUCUACCAUAGAAAAAGAUAUCAGUGUCGAUACCAGCAUCUGUAUGAAAACAUUUGACGGUAUUCAUUUUCUGUUUCUUGCCAGGCCUCAUAAAGUUAAUUUUCUAACUAUUAGUGAAUGUAAAUUUUUUAGAGUUGUAUGGUAGAUUUCUAUUUUCAGACCUGCUUUCACUCAGAGGUGGAAAGGGUCUUGGUUGGGGUUUGGAGUUUAGUGGAAUUAAAUAAGGCUUUAGAUCAAGGUUACAAAGUCCUUGAAGUGUAUCAAAUCUGGCAUUUCAAGGAAUGUAGCGACACUGUCUAUAAGGAAUACAUCAAUAAGUACUUGAAGAGAAAACAGGAGGCCAGUGAUCAUCCCAACUAGGUCAAAACUCAGGCAGAUAAAGAUAAGUUCAAAAGCGACUAUUUUCAGGCCGAAGAUAUCAUCCUUGAAGAUGUGGAAAAGAAUCCCGGCAAAGGGCCGUGGCCAAAACCAUGCUCAAUUUUCUCUGGGGAAAAAUGCUCAAAACAAUGUCUUGCUCAAAUCGGAGUACAUUGACAAGGCAGCCAGGUUAUACGAGAUCAUGGCUGACCCUCACAAAAAGUCCACUACUUUGACUUCUUUGAACAUGACGAAUUUUCUCUGAUCAUUUAUUCCGAUUACAUGGAUAUGUCAGAACCCCAUGAUGCUGCCAGUGGGGUGGUUGCAGCUUUGGUCACUGCCUAUGCUAGGUUAGAACUGUACUUAGUCCUUGAACGUUUAUGGAAUCGGGUCUUGUACUUUGGCAUAGACAAUUGGAUGUACAUUUACGACCCUGAUAAAUACAACAUCCCCAUUACAGACAGCCGAUUAGGAAAGUGGACUGAUGAAGUACCCAAUGGAAGAACUGUCAAGUACGUUAGCCUGGGUCCUAAAACUACGGUUACCAGUACAAUGUCAAUGGGGAACGCCAAACUGUGCAAGGUCAAAGGCAUUACCCCAGAUUACAAUACCACUCAAAAAGUAACUUUUAACAGUAUGUUACAAGCUGUCCAAAAAAGGGAAUCCUUUUCAGAACUCACUGAAUAAGAUACAGUAUCAAAAGUGUUAUGCUGAUUUUUAUGUAAAUUUCUUAUGUUUUAUUUUUCAUUUAUUAGUAGUAAAAUACUUUGUUUAUUGUUCUCUUUUUUACAUUUUUAAUAUUUUUUAAUAUUCCCACAGUUAGGAAAAUAAUCUUUUAGAUAAGCAUUACUUUGUUAAAUUCUUUCCAAUUCCUACUAAGUAGUCUCAAUAUCCUAACAUCUGUAGCUAGGCAUUAAGCCCGCUUAGCACUUUCCUUAGUUUCAAAGGAUUUGAUCUAAUGUUAAUGCAAAUGUUAAGCUGUAUUGUUCCAAAAACAUAGGUAAUAGUUUGUCUUGCUUGACAUGUAUAACGUGUUAAAGAUUUUCAUAAUUUUUUCUACUACUAAACUAGAAAUUUAACAUCUCCGCCUUAUUUAACUUAUCUGAAAUUUUGCAUUUGGAUUGGUCAAGUUACGGUGACCAAUGGCCAACGAGAGAAAUCCUCAAAAGAUCCCUUUUUCCAGCAGGCAGACAUCAUUCUGGCAACUUUCUUAUGAAGGAGAGUAAUAAAAUAAAACUUGCUGGAAAAGAGAAUUGAUCUUUCUUCUAUAUAUUUUCAUAGGUAAGUGAGUUCCUAUGUAUUUCUUUGAAGUUAUUUGAAAUAAUUAAGUUUAGAAGUCAAAUUAAAUCAAGUUGUUAUCUGACAUUGCUCUGACCAUUUUUGUUAGAAGCAAAAUCUUUGUAGGUGUAAAUAAUUUGUUUGUACAUAAACUUUAAGUUCCUGAUUGAACUUAAAUAUUUUGAAUUUGGUUAAUAUUUCAUUUCAUGGAUAAUGCAUUCAUAUUUUUCUUGAUAUCAUUUUGUGUAAUAAUGGUAUGUUAACCUUAAAAUACCUGUAAGAAUUUUAUUUCUUGCAUACCAGACGGGGAUUUCCGGUAUUUUUACCGGUGCUGGAAAAAUCCAUCUUACACCCUGGGGUGUAAGAUGCCUCUCGUGCUUUAAAUGACGUAUUACGAACUACAUUUAUAUAAAAGAUUUAUGUAGUUAUUUAUAUUUUAUUUCGAAAAACGGAAUAAAAAUCCAAUACCUUGACAGUUCCUCUUUGUUCCUGAUAGUAUAUUUCUCGAUUCAAAACACGUUACUUUAUCAAAAAUUCAUAACGUUACGCUGGAACUGAUAAAACAAAACCGGAACUAAACAUUGUUAUUUGUCUUUGAGACGUCAUGACGUCUUUCCUGUUUACGGACGUUGGUUUCCCGCGCUUUGUUUAAAUAAGCUGCUAUAAGAAAUAGUUCUAAAAAGAAAGCCGUUCGACUGAUUUUAUUUUUAUUAUUAUAUCUUUAUAUCGGUAUGCAAGAAAAGAUUCUGUGACUGGUUAGAGGUGCAGAUGGGAAUAUCCGGCUCUCGGGUAACUGUUUUGGCGGUAACUCGGUAGGAACCUCGUUACCGUCUAAACAGUUACCCUCGAGGCCGGAAAUUCCCAUCUGCACCUACAACCAGUGAAAGAAUCUUAUAAUCUUGAAUUUUUGACAAUAUUUCAAUAUCUAUAAGGUAUGUUCAGUGAAUGAUUUGGUACAAAAUUACAGUUCAGACAUUUGUUAACUGAAAUCCUUAUAUUCUGUUUCAUAUUUAUAAUGAGAUAAAAAUGUAAUCUUAGUGACUUUGCUUAUGCAAAGAAACAUAAAAAUUCAUAACUAGAAAUCUGUAUUAAUUUCUGUUGGAUUAUAUGUAUAUUCAAAAUAUGUUUAUGUUUAUCAUUAGACAUACAUACAUUUUGAUAUGUAAGAUCAUUCUGUCAACUUUUUUAUGGAGGAGAAUAAUAAAAUAAAACUUGCUGGAAAAGAG